Pelobates fuscus (common spadefoot toad) is the source of this 2552-nucleotide messenger RNA. RefSeq names its product proton-coupled amino acid transporter 1-like. Lineage: Eukaryota; Metazoa; Chordata; Amphibia; Anura; Pelobatidae. Gene Ontology annotation, molecular function: L-proline transmembrane transporter activity; L-alanine transmembrane transporter activity; amino acid:proton symporter activity. The record is from RefSeq and is a predicted model, not a curated record. Gene Ontology annotation, biological process: glycine transport; L-alanine transport; proline transmembrane transport. The coding region runs from base 18 to 1457 and encodes 479 amino acids. The transcript is spliced from 12 exons.
AAUCGGAUUGUGAAGCUAUGGAAAACACCAGGCUGAGAAAUGACUCGGAUAGCAACUUAAGUUACACCGAGGUCCAUUCCAGUCAGGAAAAUUCUCCUGGGCCAGUAAAUGAAUAUCACAAUACCAGGCGGUAUCAGAGAUUGGAAGAUCACUCAGCCAGCACAACAUGGUUCCAGACCUUGGUACACUUGCUCAAAGGUAAUAUUGGAACUGGACUUCUGGGCCUUCCAUUGGCUGUGAAAAAUGCAGGGAUUGUGUUGGGUCCGCUGAGUCUGAUUGUUAUGGGAAUCAUUGCUGUUCAUUGCAUGGACCUUUUGGUUAAAUGUGCCAAUCACUUCUGUCAAAGGGACCAGAGACCAUUUGUGGAUUAUGGAGAUACUGUGAUGUAUGGAAUGCAGGCAGCUCCCAGCCACUGGAUGCGUACACAUUCUAUAUGGGGAAGGAGGAUUGUUGGAUUCUUCUUAAUCCUUACUCAGUUGGGAUUUUGCUGUGUCUACUUCGUAUUCAUGGCAGAUAAUAUCAAGCAGGUAGUGGAAGCUGCCAACUCCACCACAAAUGACUGUAGCUACAAUAAGACCGUGAUUCUAACCGAGAGCAUGGACUCCAGAUUGUACAUGCUAGCAUUCCUCCCUUUCCUCGUCCUACUAGUCUUCAUCAGAAACCUUCGCUAUUUGUCUUUUUUGUCCCUGUUGGCUAAUCUGACCAUGUUGGGGAGUGUAAUUUUGAUCUACAUCUACAUUGGACAGAACAUCCCAGAUCCCUCACAUCUGUCUUAUGUGUCCAGCUUGAGAGCCUAUCCCCUGUUUUUUGGCACGGCAAUUUUUGCUUUUGAAGGCAUUGGUGUGAUCCUGCCUUUGGAAAAUAAGAUGAAGAUCCCUCAUCAAUUCUCUGUGGUUUUGUAUGUAGGAAUGGCAAUCGUCACAGCUCUGUACAUAAGCAUGGGCACUUUGGGUUACUUGCACUUUGGUGAUGAUAUACAGUCCUCCAUAACUCUGAAUUUGCCUAACUGCUGGCUUUACCAAUCCGUAAAGUUACUCUACUCCUUUGGGAUAUUUAUCACCUUUGCUUUACAGUUCUACGUCGCUGCUGAAAUCAUAGUUCCCGUGGCCACUUCAAAGGUUUCAGAUCGCUGGGUGUUGUUUGUCGAUCUAGUAACAAGAACACUUUUAGUUUGUGUUACAUGUGCCCUUGCUGUCCUCAUUCCUCGUCUGGACCUGAUCAUUACACUGGUGGGGUCAGUGAGCAGCAGUGCAUUGGCUCUGAUAAUCCCUCCUAUACUAGAGAUCCUAACUUACUACUCUGAAGGUCUUAGCAGAUGGAGCAUCUUCAAGGACGUCAUGAUUAGUGUGGUGGGGUUUUUGGGCUUUGUGUUCGGAACAUAUGUAACAUUGUGGGAACUGCUGGCACCACAACCCUUGCCAAUUCAUAAUUCUACAUCUGAGUAUUUAGUACAGUGAGACACUAGUCUCCUCAGUAUUGUUUAAUGUUUUCACUGCUAAUUACACAAACAUGCCAGGGCAGGAACAUUGUUCUAGUGAUUCUGAUUAUUCAUCUCUUGUACAGAAUUGUUGAAUUACAUGAAUGUAUUUAUUGUGCAGGUUAAUUGCCAGAAUAUCUGCAAAUGUUAUUUUGUAGGACAUGAUCUUUUAAUUUUGUUCAUUUUUACAAAGUCAUUUGCAUAUGUUUGUUUUGUAGCAUUAUGAGUUUGUGGUCAGUUAAGCACAGGUUAUUUUCCAAAAUCUGCAUGAUCAGGUCAUGCCCUGUACAGAGAGAUUGGCAAUUACUGUUUUGCUUGCAAGUUAGUGGAAUGUUGAAGGGGAAAAUUAAGGAUAAAUAUUUGAUUAAAGGUUAGAGUGUGGUAAAGGACCAAAAACAUGUUUGACCUGUUGAUCUUCUACCCUAUUAUUUGUAUACCCUAGUAUGCCACUAAAAUAUAAAUACCAAAAUAUAGCCGAGAGGGGGAGACAAACUAAGAAUAUAUUUCAGUCUUAUAUUUUGUAUUGUUGUAUCCGUACAUGCUGCACUAAAUGUUGUCUCUUUCUAUUUGAGCGGAAGAGAGACAUAUAACUAUAUCAAUCCAUCGAUCUUUCUUUUUCCCAUUACUGUAUGUGCGUGUGUGUGUAUAUAUAAAAGAAAGUAUACCCUUUUUAAAAUCCUAUGGUUUUUCUCUUGUUUUACAUAUCAGGAUGUAAUAACGAUCAUCUGUUCCUUAGCAGGUCAGAUAAAUACAAUGAACUAAGAUGAACAACUAACUACACAUGACAAAUUACACCGUGUCAUGAUUUAUUUAACAAAAAUAAAGCCAAGAUGGAGAAACCAUGUGUGAAAAACACAUUUGAUGUAAAACCAUGAAUUCAAAGAGUGUGUACUUUGCUUUUCCCAUGAGUGUGUGUGUGUGUGAUUACAUAGUAUUGUAUCAGUAUGGGCACUGCCAGUGAUGCUUAAUAUUUCAAAGUAUUUUUUUAUUUUGAUCCACUACAUGUAAGUAAGUCACCAUUAGGAAGAUAUAUUGUUUCCUAAGAGGAAGACUAGGCAAAGGAGCCUAGGCAAUU